UCCGACCCUUUUAAAAACAAAAAGACCGUGCUCACUGACUCCAUCUCCUCCCCCUCGUUAUCCCAAAUUCGAAGUGGAGUUCUCGGCGCGCUUCUCGAAUUUGGAGUUCUCAGCGCGCUUCUCGGCCAAGAUUUCGCAUCCACUUCCUCGGUUGGCUUCGCACGGCCACGAAAUCAACAAACCUCACCUCCAUCUCCAUCUCCAUCUCCAUCUUCCUCCAAGCCCAAACCAAAUCCUCCAUGAUCAAUGGCGUACCGGCGAAAUCACGGACCCCAGCGAUCCCUCACCUUCAUUGAGGAUACUCGAUCCUCCUCCUCUUCUGAUGUCCUCCCUCCCCUCCCCCCGCCUCGCCGCCCACGCUACCAGCGGCGCGUCCGCCAGUUCCGAUCCCAACGCCAACGUCGACGGCAUUGCAGCACGCCGGAAGCAUCUCCUGAGAUCGGCCACCUACGCCACUCCCCAGCAAAGACAAAGAGGGACAAAUCGAGGAAGAGUUGAGAGAUCAGAAUCAGAAAAUGAUGCCAUUUUAGUGGAUGCUGCAACCUAUGACUACACAGCAAUGAAAAGUUUGAAUGAGGCCAAGUAUGGUUUUUGGGGGGUUUUGGCUAGAAAAGCUAAAUCAAUACUUGAAGAUGAUAAUCCUUCUCAAGAAUCAGAAGACAGUGGCAGGAGUCAUCCACAGAUGUUUGACACCUCAGCAGGUAGUCAAUUCAAUCAACUUGAUAGUUACCAGAGAACAGAUAAUUUAUCAGUAAACAAAGGUCCAGAACUUGAUUCUUCGCACCAGCACAUUGGUGGUGCAAUAAAAAGUGCUCUCGAAGAGGGUAUGACUAUAGUGGAGAACAGGACAGCUAAUAUCAUCCAAGAGACACGAAAGCUGCAAAUCAGGAGAAAAAGUGGAAGUUUCAGUGCACGGAAUCAGUGUGCUGAUCUUUCAGCUUCAAGUUACCUCUAUGCAGAUCUAAAUGACCACGAAACUCAACUGAAGGCAUCACGCGACGUUGCAAAUGCAAUGGCUGCCAAGGCCAAGCUUCUUCUGCGGGAACUUAAAACUGUCAAAGCUGACCUGGCUUUUGCAAAAGAGCGAUGUGCUCAGCUUGAAGGUGAAAACAAGCUAUUGAGAGAAAGUCGUGAUAAGGGAGAUACCAUUGAAGAUGAUGAUCUGAUACGACUCCAAUUAGAGACGCUGCUGGCAGAGAAGGGAAGGCUGGCCCAUGACAACUCCAUCUAUGCAAGAGAGAAUCGGUUCUUGAGGGAGAUCGUGGAGUAUCAUCAGCUGACGAUGCAAGAUGUUGUGUAUGUUGAUGAAGGUAUUGAAGAGGUCCAAGAAGUCUGCCCGAUCCAGUUGCCAGCUCACUUAUUUCAUUCUUCCCCUCGACAACUCUCUCCCAUAUUGUCUAGACCUGGCUCUUCCAACAACUCGAAAAACUCUUCCCCGCAAUUUCUCAACAUUGAAGAUCCACCAGAAUUUUUCUUAAAAACUGGCACUUUCUCGCCUUCAUCUUCUUCUCAUGCGAAGAGACGACCCAUAGCAGGGAGCCCGACAUCUUCCCCAAAAUAUGAAACACGUGCAGCAGAAACUCAGCCAAGGAGUGUCCCACCUUCUCCAAAACACGAGACACAGGAAAAAACCAAGACAGAGAGUCGCUUACCUUCUAUAAUAAUAUAUGAGGCACAAGCAGAAACUCUUGCUGGGAGCCCCCAACAUGCCCAAAGCUUGACACCUGUAGAAAUCCAGCAGAUGAGCUCUCCACCUUCUCCAAAAUUUACACAGGAAGAAACCUGGCCUAAGAGCCCUCAAAAUUCUCAAAUAUUCACACAGGAAGAAUUUCAUAUAAGGAGCUCCUCGCCUUCUCCAAAAUCACGUCCAGAAACCAAAGCAGGAAGCCUACAAUCUUCUCCGAAAUUGAAGCCAAUAGAAAUCAAAGCGAGGAGCCAUCCAACUUCUCCAACAUAUGAGCCACUAGUGAAAAUUCGAGCAAGAUGCUCCUCACCAUCUCCAAAAUAUGGGACACAAGCAGAAACUCAAGCAAGGAGCCCCUCACCUUCUCCAAAGUAUCAGAGAUGGACAGAGAUUCGAGCAAGGUGCUCCACACCUUCUCCAAAAUACAGUACACUAGAAGAAACUCACCAUUUUCAAAAGAUGAGAAACUGGCAGAAAUGCAAGAAGAGAGUCUCUGACCUUUUCCUAAAUUGGCACAAGCAGAAACCCAGACAGAGAAUUCCCCAACUCCAUAAUAUGCGACACAAGAGAAAACCAAGGCUGUGA
Messenger RNA from Asparagus officinalis (garden asparagus), 2269 nucleotides. RefSeq names its product probable basic-leucine zipper transcription factor N. The record is from RefSeq and is a predicted model, not a curated record. Bases 323 to 2269 code for a protein of 648 amino acids. NCBI's taxonomy places the organism in Eukaryota, Viridiplantae, Streptophyta, Magnoliopsida, Asparagales, Asparagaceae. The transcript is spliced from 8 exons.